This is a messenger RNA of Tribolium castaneum (red flour beetle), 2000 nucleotides long. RefSeq names its product sensory neuron membrane protein 1. Bases 88 to 1758 code for a protein of 556 amino acids. The transcript is spliced from 8 exons. Gene Ontology annotation, molecular function: scavenger receptor activity. The record is from RefSeq and is a predicted model, not a curated record. Lineage: Eukaryota; Metazoa; Arthropoda; Insecta; Coleoptera; Tenebrionidae. Gene Ontology annotation, cellular component: cytoplasm; membrane.
AUUACCCCAACAGUCUUACAUUGGCGUAGUGUCAUCUUUACUACCUGUCUGUAUAUAGCAAAGACAGAUGGAGAGCGUGCUUAGUGAAUGAAACCGAUUCGUCGGAAGGACUUCUUAUUUUUACUUUUUCCUAAGUUGCGUUUACUUAAGUUCUCUUUUGAUUCGUUAAAGUGCAUUUAUCAUUGUUACACGAAGAAGAAAACUAAAAAGGAAAUGCGGCUGCCGGUCAAAAUCGCGAUCGGAUGCACGAUUGGGCUCGUUGUUAUCAUUGUUUUCGGAUUUAUUGCUUUUCCUAAAAUGAUCAAAGGCAAAGUGAAGAGUAUGAUAAAUUUGAACAAGGGGAGCGAAAUCCGCCAAAUGUUCGUCAAAGUCCCGUUCGCUCUAGACUUUAAAAUUUAUAUGUUUAACGUAACAAAUCCGAUGGAUGUCCAGAAGGGUGCUUUGCCUGUCCUAAAGGAAGUGGGACCGUUCUGUUUCGAAGAAUGGAAGGAGAAGGUUGACCUUGACGAUAACGACGACGAGGAUGUCAUGUUUUACAAUCCCAAGGACACGUUUUACAAAACUAACGGGCCUGGAUGCCUCGACGGAAGCCAGAUGAUUACAAUGGCACAUCCUUUAAUACUCGGGAUGGUGAACACAGUGGUGCGGACUAAACCAGGCGCCAUUUCCUUGAUUAGCAAAGCCAUUAAUUCCAUUUACGGCAAUCCUGAUUCUAUUUUUAUGACGGCUUCGGCAAUGGACAUCCUGUUUGAUGGUGUUGUAAUUAAAUGCGGGGUCAAAGAUUUCGCCGGAAAGGCCGUUUGUUCGCAGCUGAAAGAAGCACCAGACUUGAGGCAUGUCGACGAAAAUGAUUUGGCGUUUUCAUUUAUAGGGCCUAAAAAUGCAACUCCCGGGAAGAGAUUUAAAGUUCUGAGGGGCGUCAAGGAAUCGCACGAUGUGGGACGGAUUCUCGAGUAUGACAAUAAGAAAGAAAUGGAAGUGUGGCCUACGAAAGAAUGUAACCAAUAUAAAGGAACAGACGGGACGGUAUUUCCCCCUUAUCUCACAAAGGAGGAAGGUCUUGCCUCCUAUGCGCCCGACUUGUGCCGUUCGUUAGUUGCCGUCUACAGUGGGGACACAAAAUACGACGGUAUUCCUGUACGAAUAUACACGGCGACUUUAGGCGACAUGUCCAAAAAUGCAGACGAGAAGUGUUACUGCCCCACACCUGACACUUGUCUGAAGAAGGGCAUGAUGGACCUGUUCAAGUGUGCAGGAGUUCCUGUCUAUGUCUCACUGCCACAUUUCUACGAAUCGGACGAAAGCUACGUCAAAGGAGUCGUCGGCCUUAACCCUAACAAGAAAGACCACGGAAUUCAGAUUUUGUUCGAAUCGACAACUGGGGGUCCUGUCAAAGCCGCGAAACGCCUCCAGUUCAACAUGCCCCUGGAGCCGAAUCCAAAAUUGCCAAUUUUUGCAAACUUGCCCAACACAGUUUUGCCACUGUUCUGGGUGGAGGAAGGCGUGGCGCUGAAUAAUACGUUUACGAAACCGUUGAAAGACCUUUUCAAGAUAAUGAAGAUUGUGAAGAUCGCGAAAUGGUUGAUUAUGCUGGGAUGUUUGGGGGGGUUGGGAGCUGCCGGUUAUCUCUACUUUUCCAAAAAAGGGGAAGCGAAUAUUACGCCGGUACAUAAGGUUAAACCGGCCGAAAAUGGGGUUAGCACUCUCGGGGGUGAAGUCAACCAUGCCAUGUCUGAUAACGAGAUAGAGAAAUACUGAUGAUUUGUUUAGGCAGGUUCUGUUCUAGUCUUGUUGGAAGAUUGCUAGUUUAUUUUUAUAUAUUUUUGUAUUAAAGCGGUGUGUUUAGUUAACGAUUAGUUAAUUAUUUGUGCACGAUUUUUUAACUGUUUUAGUCUGUGAUUUAGUGAUUAUGUAUGAGAUAUGGUUAGUUUAUUUAACUUUAGAAAAAUGUUAUAUUGACAGGGUAUGCUAGUCAGAAAAAUAAAUUAUAUUAUUUGUAA